This is a messenger RNA of Frieseomelitta varia, 3260 nucleotides long. RefSeq names its product longitudinals lacking protein-like. Gene Ontology annotation, biological process: regulation of transcription by RNA polymerase II. The transcript has 7 exons. The coding region runs from base 136 to 1518 and encodes 460 amino acids. Gene Ontology annotation, molecular function: protein binding. Gene Ontology annotation, cellular component: nucleus. NCBI's taxonomy places the organism in Eukaryota, Metazoa, Arthropoda, Insecta, Hymenoptera, Apidae. The record is from RefSeq and is a predicted model, not a curated record.
ACGCGCUUGCAACGUACGGCCAUUUUGGAAGCUCUGCUGCUUCCUUGCGGAGCUUUCAUCGCGAUUACACAUAUCAAUCGGAAUAAUAGACGUUAAUUAUUGAUCUUGCCUUUUAUUUCUAAAUCAUUGGCCUCAAUGUUCGUUAACGAGGGAACGAAGCCAGAAAAAAUGGAAGACGACCAGCAGUUCUGCCUUAGGUGGAAUAAUCAUCAGAGUACAUUAAUCCAGAACUUCGACACGCUUCUCGAAAGCGGGACGCUUGUUGACUGCACGCUCGCGGCAGAGGGGAAGUACUUGAAAGCCCAUAAGGUAGUUCUAUCUGCGUGCAGUCCUUAUUUUGAGGGGCUCCUCAGUGAACAUUAUGACAAGCAUCCUGUCUUUAUACUCAAAGAUGUUAAGUUUAAAGAAUUGAAAGCAAUGAUGGACUAUAUGUACAGGGGAGAAGUAAAUAUCUCUCAAGACCAAUUGGCAGCACUACUUAAAGCUGCUGAGUCUCUGCAAAUUAAAGGUCUAUCAGAAAGUAAAACAAGUGGUAGUAGUAAGACGGACUCUAGGCAACAAAAAGUCGUUCCGCAAACAACAUCACAGCCUGACAUUCCAAUUUCGUCUUCCGGUCUUACAAUAGAAAAGAACAAAGUUCCUAGGCAGGGUAUAUCACAAGGUUCCGUAGGGGACCUGCCUGAAGACUCAGCCAGUCCCCAAAUCCCUAAGGGUCUCUCCUCGAGGGAAGGUUCUCAAAGUCCCACCUCGAGAAAAAGAAAAAGAUUUAGACGAAAAAGUAUAGGUGAUGACAAUUCUGUAGAAAAUCAUGAAGCGUCGAAUUCAAGCGAUAUGCCUCAACAAAUGGGCGUUCCUGCGCUUGGAAUUACACCCGUGGCUGAUGAAAAAACACAUGCAGACCCUACAGAUUCUAUUGGGAGGUCAGCCUUAAUGACGCAGUUGACGAAACCUGCUGAUGAAAUGUUGCAGUUGCCGUUAGAAAAACCUGAGCCAAAUGAUAAUCUCAUCGAGCCAAAGUCUGAAUAUCUGGAAGAUCCAGAAGAAAGUGUCGAAGAUCUAACGCUGGAUGACGAUAUGAAUGAUCUGAACGAGAUGGAACAGGAUAACAAUAGAGCUGGCCCGUCCCACGACCCCUCCCAACAUCCUGCAGGUAUAGGUGCGUGGCACGUUACCGGCGAUCGGAGUAAUGCGGGAGGAGUUGUGGGCUCGGUGGCAGGAGCUCCAGGAACGACAGAUGAAGUCUUCCUUGCAGCCCAGGAGGCCGCCCAGGCCCACCGCGACUCUCAAGCAAGCCCUAUGAUGGAGGGUGUCUCUGCCAGCGAGCUGAGAUUUCGGUGUGUCAUGUGUGGACGUGAAUAUAGGUCACGAUCCUCUCUGACACGACACUCCAGGUACGAGUGUGGAAGACUCGGAUCCAGGUAUACUUUCACGUGCACUCUCUGCGGAAAAUACUUCUGUCGACCGGAUCACCUGAAGCAGCACAUCCUCAAUAUUCAUGGUGGAUCGGUCGCUAAGUAGCUUCCACUUCUCGCCGACAAUCCUAUUUCAAAGGUGUUCGAUUACGGAUUUACGAAUCUAUCGUACGAAUUUAAUUGUAGUUUUAAUUUAUCCGACUUUCGUCUUUUCUUCGAACAAUCGACGUUGAUACAUACACGUUGCUGUUUCUUUAAUUUAUUCGUCUUUUAUUCAAUAAUAUAUAUCAAGUGUAUAUUGUUGGACCACAUAAAUAUUAAUUCCGGCGAAUGACAUAUAUAUUAGAUGAAUAGAUAGAUUUCAAAAUAAUAAUCGAAAAAGGGAAACGUACGGUAAUUGCAGUGUAUAUGGUGUGUGUGUGUGCGUGUGUGUGUGUAUGUGUGUGUAUUCAGUUUAAUAAAUUUUGAUCGUACAUUUUUGUUUUCUUUUGUUUUCAAUAUAAAGUUUUUUAGUUUUGUUAGCUCUGUUUAUGUAAGUGUUAUUAUCGUAUGUUUUCUUUCUGUACUUACUAUUUUGGAAUCUCAUCUGCUACUGUCCAAAGAUAAACCAAAGGUAAUUUUUGUGAUAAACUUUGAAUCGUAUGUACAAAAAAGUCAAUUGUUAAUAGUAACAUGAAAUUUAUUAGUUUUGACUGUGUAUAAUAUUUAUUAGUGAUAAAAUUUUUCAUCGAGCGAAUAACACAAAGAGACUGUGACACGUGCAAUAUUAUUGAUAUACGUGAUAAAAAAAGUAACUAAUAAUUAUAUAUAGGAAAUCUCAAGUUACUUAGUGCUAGGUCAGUUCUAAUCUGCAUCUGCCAAAUUAAAUUCAGAAUCGUUUGAUGAUUGAUUUUAUGCAAAAGACAGUAAAUUAGACGUGCAUUCUGCGUCUUAAUUUUAUUGCCAGCUGUGACAUAUUUUUAUUAAUUACAUUGAAGAAUGUAUACGUUGGUGUACUUAGGUGGAAUUGAAUUUCAUUCAAAAAAAGUUUGUGAUCUUAACAAGGAAUCGUUAUUUUAGGCUGCAUAAAUUAAUUAUUUUAUAUACUAUGCGUGCGCGCAUGUCAAAACUGCCAAAUAGUUCGAUUAAAAAUAAUGCCAAAUAAAUAAUAUUCCUAUCUUUCAUUCAUUACUAUUUUUUCUUAUUUUAAUAUUUAUUGGAAUAAUAGAUGUUCAAGUAAUUUUAAUAAUAAGUAUAUACAAGUGUGUAUAUACGUGGUCUAUUUAAGUAGGCCUAUCCUAUUUGUUACAUAAUCAGAUCGAGCAUUAUGUGAAAAUUAUUUAUAUGUUGAAUAAUUCUAACUAUUAAUUAUUGGCAAUUUCAUCGAGAGUGUUGCAGUACGAUAUGAAAUACACCUUGUGUGCAUUUAUCCUUAAACGUGAUAUAUAUAAGAAUAUGGUAUACGAACAAUUCAAUUAGACAAAUUAGUCUCUUUUGGUCAGGUUAGUAUAAUAUAUGUAUAUAUGUAUGUAACUGAUUGACAACAUAUUUAUCAGAUGUUAUUUUUGCAAUGUUAGCACGGUGCACAUCAGAAAGAUAUUUUUUAUCGUGUACAAAAAUCAUUUGAUUAAUUAUAUAAUUUUAUUAGACGUUAUAUAGUAUAUUAAUAAAAUAUACAAUUUUGAACAUCGAUUUAUACAACGAAAUCAACAAUAUAUCGUUAUCGUUAUCGUUAUUGCUAUCGCUAUUGUUAUCGUUACCGUUGUCGUCGUGGAGCAUUAAACACGUGUUAUUGCCUUUUGAAUUUUACAAAUAUGGUAUGGAAUGUAAAUAAAAAAAGAAGUCCUUGGACGUUUCCUUUUGAUCCAA